Molecule: messenger RNA, 4862 nt
Organism: Fusarium odoratissimum NRRL 54006
Lineage: Eukaryota; Fungi; Ascomycota; Sordariomycetes; Hypocreales; Nectriaceae
Exons: 2
Coding region: 929-2560 (543 amino acids)
Source: RefSeq, a predicted model, not a curated record
CGAGAUGCACGGUUGUUAAUUGAAAAAGCUUGGCUGAUCAAGAAUGAGGCCAUUAUCAUCAGCGGGAUGUGGAGAUUUUGGUCCACCUGCUGCGCGUGCGUCCUGAGACUCGCGAUCUCGACCUUGUAGAGUUGAUCCCAACAACGUGGCACAGCCAUCUCUCCUUUCGUUUCUUUUUCUUUCGUAGUAGUAUUCACAAUGCAAGGGGAUAUCGUCGUGUAAUUGCUUUUUAUAUAUGUUUCAGCCCUCGGUGGCUGUUUAUUUUCUCUCACAUAAUUCUCCUUCCGUUUUCAUCUUUCUUCAACUUGUUAACACAGACCAUGCUCUGCCCCGACCAACAUCAUCAGAUGCUUCAUUUGGCUUGUCCCGUAUGCCCGAAACUACUACCUUCCUGGUCGACUCACAUACAGUAAGCAAGAACGAAAAAGAGCUCAAACCACCGUUACUUGUCAUGAUCCUAGCUGUUCAAUCCCUGGAAAAACAUGCAGCUCACGGACCCGUGGGUGCUGGAUGAGUGAUUGCGACACAAGAUACGAUUGGCUUGGGCUUUAGCUUCGAUCCUUUUACAAGACGCCAAUUGCGAUUUAGUAAUUCAGCAGCUCCAGGGCUGGUCCUUGACGACGCCAUCGUAAGAUCCAUUAUACCUUGUUGAUGCUCCCGCGAUCACACCUCCGCUUCCAAUAUCCGCAUCUAAGCAACCAACUCCUAUUCCAAUCACUCGACCCCUUCUCCGCUCGAGGGGGCGAGUAGUACUUAUCUACAUACGUUGUUCAUGAUUCCACGUUUCAAGGCCUCUGCUGUUCUUAUAUCACUGUCCAACUUUCGCUGUUCAAAUCCUUCUUGUCCAGCUUGUACAGCAACCAUCCCUACACUCGCCUUAUACCCACGUCCCUGGACUUACAGCCUAACUUGAUCAUCAUAUCAUACCAUGCAUCUCGUUGCCAGGAUGGACCGGGAUGUCCUCCACGGAGGGAAUAUCUGGUCUCCCAGCCCAGUCUUCCAGACGGAGGUUCCUUUCUUUUGGCGGAAGCGACGGCAGCUUUCCAUUGGCGAUCUUCCCGUCGAGAUCUUUACCGCCAUAUGUCGCAAUCUCUGUGUGCAUUGCCAGCAUGCACAUGUCGUCGAUCUCCCGCCAGAUGAGAUCGACCACGCCAUUGAGGCUCAGCAGGCAUUAUCUCGCUUGAGCCGCACGUGUCGACGUUUUCGAAAUACGGCUCAGCCUAUCUUGUACCACUGUUAUCACUCAGGACGACAGUCGGAUUCUUCGAGUAGUCCUGAGUGGUGGGGUGAUACUGAUGCAAGGAGACGAGAAGUUGAGACUCUCGAGGGGUUUCUUCGUACUCUUCUUGAGAGACCUGACUUGGCUAAACAUGUUCGUGCUUUGGCAUUCUUUGCGUUGAGAGAAGUGACUGCUCGUCAGAUCUCUGAAGAAACGCAGGCUCUCUUUCGACAAGCUGGUGAGCGCGCUGGUUUUCGUGCUCUGCCGUCUUAUGAACAUGUUGAUUCAAAGUGGUUGCAAGAAGCUUCCAUUAUGGCUGCGCCUUUCGUGGAGCAACUACUUAUUUACCGAUCAUCACAAGAAGGGCUACAGUACAUAAGAGACUCCCCUUUCUACUUACCAAAUCUCAAGUAUCUAGUAUUGCCAGGCCAGGGCAAGAAUCCUGACGAAUGCUGCCACAUUCAACAAAUGCAGGAUGUCCUAGCCAAAGCACAGAAUCUCGAAGUGUUGGCAGCCAGCGAUGCAGACUGCGGGACAGACAUCCCCCUUCGUGAACGCUUCCGCUCAGAACCAUGGGACACUGCCCUCGCAAGUCUCCGCCGCCUAUCACUACACGGCCUAGACCCCGAUAAUCUCGCCAAAAUCCUUCGCCGAAGUCCAGUUCUCGAAGACCUCGAAUACUUCUGCGAUAUGGACAAAUACACUGUUCUCCAACAUCACCACCUCACCCCCGUUAGUCAAUCAUUACGGCGAUUAUGCUACACCAGCACAACGUGGGAGCACACAUCCGGCGGCGCACAAGAUAUCAUCGAACAAGUAUCUAUGUUCCUCCGCUGGGACUCAUCACUCCGCGGCGACGCCAGCUUCGUCGACUUUCCCCGUCUUGAGAUCCUCGAGAUUGAACAACUUCUCCUUUACGGCCCUGUUUUCGACGAUGAAGAGCGAGAGCAAAGAUUCGAAGCGAUGAAAGAUAUUGGACCUGAGAUUUUCAUGGCGAGUCUCCCUUCAUCACUGCAGAUUCUUCAUAUAGGAAUGGUGUUGGCUUGGCCAGAAAUGCACCGCGACCUACUUGGCAUGGCGAAGAAGGUAUAUCGGUUUCAGAACUUGAGUGUCGUCGCUGUAGAUCCUUAUGAAGUGCCGCCAAAAGAAGAGAUCAAAGAACUUGAAGAUGCUUUUGCAUCAAAAGGCAUUGUUUUUAGAAUAGGGCAGACGACGCAAGUUCCCUUUGGGAGGGGCAUGUUGGGUGUCAGACCAGGACACCCUGAGAGAUCGAGUGAAGGAGAUCUCAAGUUUCCGUUGAAUCAUAGGAAUCCGUCAUAUCUGGACUUUUUGGACUUUUAGAUAAUAAAUAUGUCUACGGCUUAAGCACAUGCAAUGAGAUUACUUGGUGAAAUUACGUUGCUGAUGGAUGGAGUAAUGGCCUGAUGCCGCUAUCUCAUGAUGCGAUUUCGGCUCAUUUAACGACUAUAUGAUACUAUCAUCUCAUCCAUAGCCGUGAGUUUGGCAUGUGCUUCUAGUGACGAUAAACUACCGGAACACUCUCUAGCCACACAUGUGAGGUCGAAAUAUCGAUGUCUACAAGUGAUAAGAAUUGGAUGACUCUUGGGGAAGUUGGUUGGCAAGAUCGACAUGUUCGCCAAGACUUAUGACAGCCGACACUGGCAAAACGACCAAAGAGUCAGAUUGACUUUCAUCUGUUCUCUCAGGUACUACCAGUCGAGCUCUUUGCCUGUGGGCUGACGAGAGUGACUCUACAAUCCAGCGAUAGGUUCGCCGGUGUACGCUUUAACUAGGUAUACGGGUGGUGUUGAGACUUCUAUGCAUCUCGCGGAUUUUGGCCUCCUCGAGGAGUGCCUUCUAAUUGAAGUCGUCCACAACUUGAGUUCAAUUGACUCAAGUGAAGAUACACCGAAAUGGUACAAUUGUCGAACGUCAUUUUAGCACACGUUGGGAGUUAACUUUUAGGUUGGAAACAUGGUUCAUGAAUUGUUGAAUGUGGAAGAUAAUAUUCAUCUGGACUACAUACGCUCAUUACCCGCGAACGGGCAUCUUCAUAUACACAGUAAACAUCCGAUAAAGGACGCAUCUAGAACAACCAAGAGACGAAGGUCUUGUAGAACCAUCCUCCACGGUUGGGACCCUCGGCCUCACGCUUAGCGGCCUGAGCAGCCAAGAACUCCUCCUCCUCACGAUCAAUAACAUCCUUUCCAGUGUAGAAGUCGGCCUCAUGGGGCUUGACACCGCGAGACUUGGUGAUGAACUUGUGGCCAAAGAUGAGGAUCAGGUACACGGGAAUACCAAGGUAACCAGUGAUGAAAGUCUUGUACUUCUCACCACCAAAGAUCUUGCCAGUCUCUUGAUCCCUGACGAAAACGUCGUAGUUCUUGGUGAGGGCGAUGAGAAUGCACAUGGAGAGAGCAGCGAUGGAUCCCCACAUGCCGAAGGGGGCGACGUAGGGAAGAGCUUCGUUGGCGAGGCCUUGGGCCUUCUUGGCGCGGCACCACCAGAUGUGAGUUGUGAGGAUAGAGAUCCAGGACAUGAGACCGAAGAUGGUGGUGAGGUUGACGAAGUAACCGAAAACCUUGGUCGAGUCGUCUGCAACGUUCAUGAAAGCCAGGAGACAGAACGAAGCAGACAUGGCAAGGGCGUAGAUGGGAACACCGUGCUUGUCAGUCUUCUUGAAGAUAGCAGGGGCUGAACCGUCGGAAGCAAGACCGUAAAGAGUACGGCUAGCAAUGUACAGAUCAGAGUUGGAGGCGGAGAAGACGAAGACGCAGAUACAAGCGUUGACGAUGUGAGGGAGGACCUUGACACCAGCGAUAUCGGCAGCGACGACGAAGGGAGAGGCAGAAGCACCGGUCUUGGCCUUGUUGGCAAAGGCAAGCUCCUCGGAGUUGUAGGGGACGAUCAUUCCGACGAGGAGGACGGAGAGACAGUAGAAGAAGAGGAUUCGGUAAAAGGUCAGCUUGAUGGCGCGAGGGACGGUCUUGCGGGGGUUCUGAGCCUCAGCGACUGUUACACCGACGAGCUCAGUUCCGAGGUAGGCAAAGGUAGCAUUGACCAUGCAGGACCAGAAGCCGAGGAAUCGUCCAGCGUCGCCAGUCAUGAUAUAAGGCUUGAAGGCGCUGUUUUCGUUAGCAAGGCUCAGAGAGAAAGAGUAGAGAGUUGGGGAACAUACCCAGGGUUGCUCCAGUAUCGGAAACCCUUUCGGUCGUGGUCAGGACCACCGCCAAGAGCGAGAACCAGAGAGAAGAGGAUGAUUCCAAUGAUGACGAUGACCUUGAACGAAGAAAGCCAGAACUCGAGUUCACCGAAGAAUCGAAUGCCGAAAUAGUUGAUGACGCAGAUGGUGACUAAAAAGAUGGCGAUAAAGACACCUGGAUUGACUGUGUCUCGAUCAACCCAAUAUUGAAUGACCAACGCAGCAGCACUCGCGUGACCUCCAAGAUGUCAGAAAUACAAUACUCACGUCCAACCAAGCGCAAAGCCAAGCGAAGGAUCACAGAACCGAGAAGCAUAACCAGUGAAACCAGCAGACAUGGGGAGCCAAGCAGCCAUCUCACCAAGCGCAGCCAUGACGAGGAAGACGACAAAACCAACGAGCGUAUAACAGAUGAAGACAGAACCAGGACCAGCUUGAGCC